AUGAAAGUAAUAAUAGAAAUUAAAAAACAACUUUUCAAGGAUUUUUAUGCAGUUGGGGCUACUGCAUUGGGGAUUUUCCUAGUAUAUAGCACCGGUCUUAUAAUAGAAAAGAAGUUACAUGCAUCAAAGAAAAGUGAAGCAUCAUCUUUUGAUGUUGCCAAAGAAAUAUAUAAAAAUAAGGGUAUCAAGGGAUUUUUCAAAGGAACAACCUUUGCUUUGGGGUACAAAGUUAUAGUAGAAACAGUUAAAGAUGUUCAAAAAAAAAUAUUUUUUGAUAGUAACGGUAAUUUUAAAAGUGGGGAAGCUAUAGCUGAAAAAGACAAUGGUAAUAAACUUAUAAAUAAAAUCAAAAAUAAAAUUAAAAUUAAAAAAAAUAUAACUCCAAGCGCAGUAUCAAUAGAAUCACCCACUAUUUUAAAUAGUGGUUUAAAUAAAAUAACCAAAAAAUUAAAUAGUAUUUAUAUAUAUUUAAAUAAUGAUGUAUAUAAAUUAGAGUUGCUAAAUAUAGUAAAUGUAGUAUUGGAAUGUCCCUUAUAUUUGAUAAGGGAUUGCUUUUUAAUAUCACCCAAUAAAUUCAAAUUCAAAGAGUUUUUUAAAUCAAUAAAAACAUUUAAAGUAAUCAAGUUAUUUGCUUAUUAUGCAGGUGUCAGUAUUUUAAAAAGUUAUUCAGACACCCUCAUUGAUGCCAUAGUUCAAGAAAUUCAAAAUAAUUGCGAAAAGAAGCCAAAUUCAUUAUUCAACUAUUUAAAAUUUGUCAUUAUCAUUAACAACAAUAUAAUUUUGAAAAGCUAUUUCCAAUCUCUAAUCCUCUGCCCAUUGGAUUACAUAAAAAUCCAAUAUUCCUUAAAAGUUGUCGAGUCUAUGGAUUUGGGUAUAACCGUGGGUGCUUAUAAAGAAACCCAAAUUCAGUCACCAUUUGCAAUCAUUAAAAAAAGCGGUUUAUCUGAAUUAUACAAAGCUUUCAAUAUUUCAUUUAUCAAUAAUAUUUUGUCGAAUGUACUUUCGAAAUACUUAGAUAACAUGGAGUUGGUUUUAAAUUUAAUAGCUAUAAAAAAAAAUAUCACCAAAAAAUAA
Molecule: messenger RNA, 1074 nt
Organism: Dictyostelium purpureum
Lineage: Eukaryota; Evosea; Eumycetozoa; Dictyosteliales; Dictyosteliaceae
Exons: 1
Coding region: 1-1074 (357 amino acids)
Source: RefSeq, a predicted model, not a curated record